This is a messenger RNA of Debaryomyces hansenii CBS767, 1206 nucleotides long. RefSeq lists its product as uncharacterized. The record is from RefSeq and is a predicted model, not a curated record. The coding region runs from base 1 to 1206 and encodes 401 amino acids. The transcript has a single exon. Lineage: Eukaryota; Fungi; Ascomycota; Pichiomycetes; Serinales; Debaryomycetaceae.
AUGGAGUUUCUUGACCUUCCAAUGGGGGUUCUUAGAAGGAUUUUAUUUUUUGUUUGCAUUGGGCCAAAAGCCCGAGACUGCGACAAGGUGAGUGGAAGCACUACAGAUCUACUAAAUAUGCUCUACACGUGUAAAGAGUUAUACGAGAACUAUAUAUACAUGGCUUAUACAAUGCGGCCGUUGGUUCUUAAGGAUGAUAGUGUUAGUUUAUUCAAUCUCUUUAAUUUGAAGAAAUAUCGUACGCAUGGCUCGAAAUGCAUGAAGUACAUUGGGUCCCAGAGAUCCAUUAGGGAUAACACGAGAGCAUUAAACGUUAUAACAUCGCCCAGUUUGUUUUAUAGGAAGUACAAGGUGGAAGAAGGAGAGGCCGUAUCUGAAUUUGCAGAACCGUUUAAAUUAACUAGGUUCGACCUGCUUUUACAUUUGCAUUUGCCUCAGUUUAGGAUACUACAUACGCUAAACAUACGAGGACGACAUAUCAAAUUAUUGCUUUAUUUCUGUUUUUUGCCGGAGAGUUUAAAGUCAAUAUCAUUGUUUAUUGACUAUAAGGAGCAUUCCUUCAAUAACUAUCAGGAACUAAACGCCAUUCUUCAGGCGAUAGAGAACAAAAGUACCAACGCAGCACUCGAAAAUUUUCUGGUGUAUUCUAAUAACCCAAUAAUGCAAACGAGAAUCCACAGCAAUUUCUACCUCGUGAAGGGAAAACCAGUCAUCACCUACAAUGAAUAUUUCUCGACCCAAGUUGUAUCGAAGUAUGAGAAAUACAAUUUCAGAAGGAAAAAAGGGUUAGUCGUAUUUGGCCUUAUCAUGUACAAACUUCUUGAUAAAUUCAGGAAUUCCUUGAAGUCUAUAGAACUAGAAAAAGUUGAUUUUGCGUUGAUAUUCAACUCAAGCAUUGUCAAUUCUACCUUUCGCAAAAUCACCUACAAUUUCCAUUUUCCCACAUUGCGGUUACUUGCCGUUGAUAACAUCUCAUCAUUAAAGCUCAACACAUGGAUCAAGGCCUUCCAAGAGGAUAAUUCAAGCUUUAGAAACGAUAAGCCGUUAUUCAUUGUCAUGCAUGACGAAUUGAGUGGCUAUUUGCAUACCAAAACUGUUGGCUCUCAUUCUGGAUCACCAAGAGGAAUUCACCAAAGAUGGCUCCAUUCAAAAGAUCCGUUGAAAACUAUGAGAAACAUCAAGCUGGACCUAGAUAUAAAUCUGUGA